This is a messenger RNA of Oryzias melastigma (Indian medaka), 1769 nucleotides long. RefSeq names its product upstream transcription factor 1 (gene usf1). Bases 414 to 1310 code for a protein of 298 amino acids. Lineage: Eukaryota; Metazoa; Chordata; Actinopteri; Beloniformes; Adrianichthyidae. The transcript is spliced from 10 exons. Gene Ontology annotation, biological process: regulation of transcription by RNA polymerase II. The record is from RefSeq and is a predicted model, not a curated record. Gene Ontology annotation, molecular function: RNA polymerase II cis-regulatory region sequence-specific DNA binding; protein dimerization activity; DNA-binding transcription factor activity, RNA polymerase II-specific.
ACUGCCACAAACCCGGAAGUGAGGACGGAAGUUCUGACUGCAUGAGCGUAACACUGACUUUCAUGAACCUAGCAAUCAUUGGUUGAAAUCACUGACUGUAAAAAAUACAGUCAAUGGUUGAAAUAUAUUUCUCUUCAGCUUUACGGCAUUUAUUUUGAAGUAUUUUUUUUUAUUUCCGUCUGGAGACUUUUAUUUUGAAGAGCAAUGAGAGCCCGCUUCCGUUUCCAUAGUAACGUUAGCUGCGCUAACAGCUAGCCGCUUGCUGUCUCGGGUGUUUCUCUGUCUGGGAGGGGGAACUCCGUCGGUUCUCGGUGCGUCACGCUCCCUGGUAAACGGUGCCGUGUGUGCACGUGCACGCGUGGAAUCAGGGGUCACCUGGAAAACGCAGGGAGCGCGCGGCAGCGAGCUCUAACAUGAAGAGCCAGCAGAAAAGCCCGGAACCGGAAAGAGCCCUCAUCGUCAGUGAGGAAGGUUCCGUUGCCACCGCCGAGGAUCCGGCUGCCAUCACCAACAUCCAGUCCGCCGCCACCUUUCCUGACCAGCCCGUCAAAUACCUGUUCAAGACCGAAGGGGCGGGGGGACAGGUGACCUACAGGGUGAUCCAGGUCGCAGAUGGGCAGCUUGAGGGGCAAACAGAGGCUGCUGCGGCGGUCAGCUUGGUGGCGGGGUUUCCUGCGACCUCACAGACAGUUCCACAGGCCGUCUUCUCUCAGUCAGACGGGUUAGAGGCAGAUGGCAGCGCAGAGGCCCAGUACACCUACUACCCUGCCACCAUCGCAGAUGCAAACACAGGCACCAUGGUGACCACGGUUCAGGCCUCCGACACCCUGCUGGGACAGACCACGCCCACUGGACAGGUGUAUGUGAUGAUGUCACCACAGGAGGUUCUGACCUCCAACCAGAGGACGAUUGCUCCACGCACUCAGCCGUACAUCACGAAACAGGAAGCUCCUCGCGGCUCCAGGGAUGAGAAGCGGCGAGCCCAGCACAACGAAGUGGAGCGCCGGCGCAGGGACAAAAUAAACAACUGGAUCGUGCAGUUGUCCAAGACCAUCCCAGACUGCAACAUUGACUACACCAAGACGGGCCAGAGCAAAGGGGGCAUCUUAUCCAAAGCCUGUGAGUACAUCAAGGAGCUCAGACAGAGCAACAUGAAGCUGGCGGAGGAGGUCGGUGUCCUGGACCGGCUUCGGGUCGACAACCAGCUGCUACGACAGGAGGUAGAGGAUUGGAAGUCCAAGAACCAGAUCCUGAGGAACCUUUUGCGGCAGCAUGGCAUCACAGGAUCGUCGAGCGGCGACUCUCAGUGAGGCGGCAGAGACUGAGCCAGGCUGGCAGAAACUUUGCAAAAGCUCACCCGAAGCCCUGAAGAUUGUUUUCAGCUUCUUCCUACAGCACUCGCACGCCAUGACGGGACAUCAACCACAGACAGGAGCCUCCACUCCCAUGCACUUGCCUAUCAGGCUGUUUCAUGCCUGUUCUGGGUAGAGCGAUCCACAUCGUUGACAUCUGAGGAGAACAGACUGAUAAUAAUGAGGAGUGGACCUCCUGCUCGGCGACUCUUAACUGGCUAAUGGCUCCUCCCAUGAUGCUUCAGGUCCUCUACUCCCAUCUCCUUCACAUCAGAUGCUUUGCUUUUACUUUAUGGUGUCUCCAUCAGUCAUGCUUCUCUUUCUUUGUAUUUUUCUACCUUUCGUGAAGCCCGAGUAAGGACUGUGACCAGCAUUGUAGCACAGUGUAUGUCUUUAUAUUAAAAUACCCAAAGCUCA